UAGGAGUCUCUUGUGGAUGACAGCAGGGAGCAGUGCUGGAGAUGCUGUAGCUCAAACUACCGCUAGAAGACAAACGCCGUGGUCCUCCCGCCUCACCAAAGCUCCUGAGUGCGGCUCAUGGAACAGGAACUAUUUUUAAUAAACCGAUGAAUGGGACUUUGCCCCGCGCUGGAUCCUGAGCCUGGCUCUGUGUGGAAGUGGAGCGCAAAAGCAGACAGAGGGACAGUCUUUUCUUUCAGUGAGAGCCGAGGUGGAAAAGACGCAGCAAUGACAGAGCGGCAGUCGUGCGCAGCGGCAAAAUAGACCAACUAUUGUGGGGACGGAAGAUUGAUAACACAACUGGGCGAGCGACGAGAGCGGCAGAUGUAAUUUGCAGCUGGUUUGGUGCCAGUGGUGUGCUGGAUGGGUUAUUACUGCGUGCUCCUUUUCAUCAGUCGCUGCUUCCAGCGUUUCCAGAUUACUUGGGGAUCUCGGACGGCUGUCUGUGAGGGAGUACUGCUACAGAGACUAACGGGGAAUGCCAUGUGUCGUUACGCGACAUAGAAGCUCUUUGUGGGCUGUUUUGCACCGGGGACAGGUGGUGCCGCGUGUGUGUAUAUGUGUGUGUGUGUGUUGAAACUAGCAGGGGGCACGGACACACAACCCCUGAGACAGUUGUCUUAGGGAUGUCAGGCCGGCGUACGGGAUCAGUUUUUGCCAGAGACAGGUGCGACAGGGAGGAGUAGUUUACAAAGCCAUACACAGGAUCUGGUAACGCACUAACGAGCCUCCCCUCUCCUCUGAUCACUCCCGGAUUUUUUGUUUCCAGUGGGACACACAGUUGACUCAUACAGACGUUGUUUCGGCGGCACCAUUCCCUUGAUAAUCUGAGAGUACAGUUCUGUUGCUAUGGCGACCGUGGCCCCUCCCUCCUUCUUCCUGCUGUGUUGGCUCCUCCGAAUGGGCAGCUCGGCAUUCCCUGAGGAACCGGGGCCCCUCAACUUCAUCCCCACUGAAGUGGUGAGACGAUAUCCAGUGUUUCUGGGCCGACCCCACCGAACAUGGCUGAGACAAGAGCCUCUACACAUCCAGAGGAUCCUGCAAGUCAAUCGAACACUGUACAUUGGAGCCAGGGAUGACCUUUUCCGUGUGGAGUUGGACAUUGUUGCAGGAGACGAGAUGUUUUACAGUAAGAAAAGAACAUGGGAGUCGAACAAGAAUGACAUCAGGAUCUGCAGGAUGAAGGGCAAACAUGAGGAUGAAUGCCGUAACUUCAUGAAGGUGCUGCUCAGCAGGCAAGGAGGCCUGUUUGUGUGUGGGACCAAUGCCUUCAACCCACUCUGUGCCAAUUAUACUGGAGACACUCUGGAGAUGGUAGGAGACACAGUCAGUGGGAUGGCGAGAUGCCCUUAUGACCCCAAACAUGCCAAUGUAGCGCUGUUUGCAGAGGGGAAUCUGUUUACAGCCACAGUGACAGACUUCCUGGCCAUUGAUGCGGUGAUCUAUCGUAGCCUUGGGGACAGUCCCGCUCUGCGCACCGUCAAGCACGACUCCAAGUGGUUCAGAGAGCCGUAUUUUGUCAGUGCUGUGGAGUGGGGACCUCACAUCUACUUCUUCUUCAGAGAGAUAGCCAUGGAGUUCAAUUACCUGGAGAAGGUGGUGGUGUCACGUGUGGCCCGGGUGUGUAAACGGGACCAGGGCGGGUCUCAGCGCGUCCUUGAGAAGCAGUGGACGUCGUUCUUGAAAGCCCGUCUCAACUGCUCCGUCCCCGGUGAUUCCCACUUCUACUUUAACCUGCUCCACUCCACCAGUCCCAUCAUCAGGAUGCACGGCAGGGACAUCAUUCUCGGGGUGUUCUCCACACCGGCAAACAGUAUCCCGGGUUCGGCGGUGUGCGCCUUUGACAUGGAGCAGCUGGCGGCAGUGUUUGAUGGGAGGUUCAAGGAGCAGAAAUCACCCGAGUCUAUUUGGACGCCUGUUCCAGAUGAAGUCAUCCCGAAGCCAAGACCCGGGGGCUGUGCUGUUGAAGGAUCCAGGUUUAAUUCUUCCAACUCUUUCCCUGAUGACAUGCUCAACUUCGUCAAGACCCAUCCACUGAUGGAUGAAGCUAUCCCGUCACUCGGACAAAGACCGUGGAUAGUCAGAACCAUGGUUAGGUACCAGCUGAAUAAGAUUGUGGUGGAUACAGAAGCAGGGUCUUACAGAAACCGAACCGUCCUUUUCCUCGGGUCGAGCAGAGGUACCAUCCUCAAGUUCCUUAUCAUGCCCAACCAGGACAACACCGUCACCAACAGCAACAUCUUCCUGGAGGAACUGGAGGGAUUCAACCCUGAUAAGUGUGCCGAAGACUCUCCUCAGGCCAGGCAGCUGUUGUCUCUGACUCUGGACCGAGCGAGCCACACUCUUCUCCUCGCCUUUCCCUCCUGUGUGGUCAGAGUACCAGUGGCGCGAUGCCAGCUCUACUCCCGAUGCAUGAAGAACUGUAUCGCCUCCAGGGAUCCUUACUGUGGCUGGACCAGAGGAAGCACCUGCUCUUUCCUCAGACCUGGGACCAGACUGCCGUUCGAGCAAGAUGUUGAACAGGGAAACGUGGCCCACUUGGGUGACUGUGACGGAAUGCUGCUCCAAGAGAGUUUCAUUGAGGAGCCUGACGGCCUAGUGUCAGUAAACCUGCUGGUGGUGUCUGCUGUUUCAGCCUUCGCAACAGGAGCCAUCCUCUCAGGCCUGACUGUCUGCUGGAUCAUGAGUCACCGCCACCGCCACUCCCGUAGCUCUGGUGCUAACGGCGCUCGCCGCAAAAGUGACAAAGAGCAGAGCAUGCUGGGUCAGGGCCGCAGUGGGUCAGUGAUGAGCGUAACAAGAACCAGCGGUGGCGAGAGGCGUCGUUCGCAGGCAGACAACCCCUUUGUAACACCCAACGGCUGGCCUAAAGGAGAGAUGGACCCAGGAUUGCUGCCUACCCCAGAGCAGACCCCGUUGCAGCAGAAACGGGCCAUGCGUCUCCCGGACACCGACUGGGACCAGAGCCAGACCUUCCUCACUGCUGUGGGGACUCCGUGCCCCAACAACUCUGUCAUCUACCUGAGCUCCAAGUUCCUUCAUGGAGGUGGAGGGGGUGGAGGGAUGGUCCGGAUAGAGGACCCAGGAGAGGUUGUGCUACCCCCGCACACAGAGCGCCAGCGCUACCUGAUCCUAGCCACGCAGAGAGGGGAGCAUGGUGGCAGCCGUCCCAGCGGCACCCUGAGGAACUCAGCGGGAGAAUACAUCUACCCCGCCACGCCACAGGACUCUCCUGACCGACGGAGGGUGGUUUCUGCUCCCACUCCCCACAUGGACUAUGGGGAGCCUCGCUGGAGUCAUGAGGCGCUCAACUACAACAGCAACAAUGGAGCACCCUAUCACUCCCAGCGCCAGGGCCUCAUCAGGCCAGACAUGCAUGGGCCUCGAGGGCUGGGAGAACUGGCUGACUUCAGCCAUCUUCUAGGGAAGAACAUGGGAGAGCGCACCCCCAGUGGCCAGUGAGGUGAAGUACGUGAGCCCUGACACCAAACUCUCUCUGAAAACCCAUUCCCUUCAACAGUAAACUGGAAUAAAUCAACCCCUCAGAGUCACUGUCCCGGUCCAACUAUACCCUUUCUGUCCUCUCUCACUGUCAUUCAAUGUUCAAUGACGUCAUUCAGCUGACUGAAGAGAGAGACAGAGAGAAAAGAAACAAAGAGAGAGUUGAAAAAGAGGAGAACACUCUCCUCACAUCUCUGUUCCUCUGCUCUUAAUCUGAGGUGCACCCCUCUGCUCUGUUAGUGGUACGACCCACAGAGAGUGACUUUGACACCACAGGACAAACAGUAAGGUACAGGGAGGGGUGCAAAGGAAGGGGAAUCUUCUCAAAAGGACAGAGUGGAGAUUUAAAAAAAAAAAAAAAAAGACAAUUUCGCUUGCAGCGCCAAAUGUGAAAGGUCUCCCUCCAUCAUUUUGUUCACCGUUUUGAAACCAUGGAUUCUUCUUUGAGUGUGAAACUUUGUUUCUGCUUUUGUUUGUUUGUUUUUUGUGUCAGUGGCAUCCAGCAGACAACAAUGUGCUUUACUUUGGAUUUCAGAUGAGACAAAAACUGUUGUAGCCGUGCCAGAGGGCAGUUACUCUCGAUCGAUCAUGCAGUGUGUAUCUGUGUGUGCGUUUGAUUGUGUGAAUGAGUGUGGCCACAACAACCCCAACCAGUGUCCUGUCUUAACUGUGAAGAAUAACUAUAUAAUGAAGUAUCUGUAAGGAGAAGGUUGGUGUUAACAUUAUUUUCCUUUUUUUAUAAACAAUCACAGAGAGAUAAAUGGAUUGUAUUAUGUGUCUCUCUUAUGUGUUUACCAAUCAGAGGUUUGGAUGGUUGACCAGUGUCUAGUGAAGGGCUGAGUGUAAUUUUUGUGAUUCCCAGUACCUCAGAAGCAGCACUGGACAGAGCCUUGAUGAAGUGAAAGAGAGCAAUAAUAAGCAAGAAACAUAUAAUGAUGAAGAAAAAAGCCAAUUUAAUUUGAUAUUUUUUAUAAUAUCACUGUUUUCUCAGCAAAGAACAGUAAAGUUUAGGGACGUCAGAAAGAGCAGAGCGCUGGGAAAAGGAACAAUAUCUCCCCUCCAUUCUUCUCUCCCUCGCUGCCUCUCAGUAUGCUUGGGUCUGUCUGACCUGACCUGAGGCCUCCCUGGGCUCCGCAGUCCAUUUGAAGGGGGGAAUGUGAGCUGUGGCUGUCUGGCUGUCUGACUGAGGCUGUGAGGCCUGGCCGCUUGGGACCUCCAUUCAGCCUCUUCUGCCCGACACUGAGCCUCUUUGUGCCCCAGAAGCAGGAGGAGACUGCUGCAACAAAUAGCCGUUAAGAGUCAGGGACCUAGCCCAGCACCGCAGCAUAGCAGAAUAUCAAUGAGGAGGACAGCAGCCCCAUCCGUCAUGUGAGAUGUACCAACCAGGCCCGGGCAUCUCUUAUGCUUCACCCACUUGCCAGGACAGGGAGGAGCUGAGGGCUGAAGCUGGGGCUGAGGCCAGGGUUGGGGCACUGCUAACUGUCACAAUGGUCAUCCCUUGUGGCUUUAUCCCUUUCUGCCUUUCAGUGUGUUUCCCAACAAAAGCAGGAUCAAGAAAACAGAUGGGCAUGGGUAUACUUGGGUAUGGAGUUACUCUUUCACUCCGUUGUCUUUUAUGUUUUCUGUUUUUGUGUGUUCUAAUCUGUUCUUGAUUCAGAUGUAGAUCCAGAGAUAGUCUUAGUUCAUCUGGGUCACCAUGGUCUUUUUGUGUGUGUCUGUCUGUCGGCUUGUGUGUGUGAGUCUCUUAGGGCUUGUAUCCAUUAAUGUGUUGCUCAUAUUGAGUGCAAAAAAAAAAAAAGCUUUGAUCACAUAUACUCUCAUUCUCACCCUUCCUUUUUUCUCCAACCCCAUUCUUUUCUCUGUUGAGCCAUUAAUGUUGUGCUACAACCCUUUGCCUGACAUUCACAAAUCUGUGCUAACAGUGUCAGAGCCCUGCGUGGGAGCAUUACAUGCUAUACAGUAUACUUAAACCAUUAUACAGUGCACAAAGACGUGCAGAUAAAAUGGAGAUGAUGGGCUGUGCUGAAGGGAAUUUGGGGUCAGAUGGUAGACACUGCCCACAUGAUAAAAUAUCACAGUGUAUAAAACCGAGGGCUCAGUAUUGCUUAAAACUUUUAUAAAACUAGUGCCAAUAUACUAUGAUGCCUUUCAAUUUUUGACAUCAUAAUUAAAAAUAUGUUCAGAAGAUGCAUAUUUUUCCACAAAUCUCUAUUUUGAAUUUAAGAAACAUUGUGUUGCUUCAUAGGGUCUUUUCGCUUAUUGUUUUGAUUUUCCGACCCAUAACGGAAUUGUUUUGGUUCAGCUGUAAUCAGUGUCGUUUUCAGCCACAGCAGGCAGCUGUUUUCAAGAAAAAUACUUAAGAAAAAUCUAUGCCACCUGCCUAGCAACAAACAACAGUCAAAGUUAACGACGAGCUAGUGAACACGUUGGAGCAUUUAGCAGCUAAACAUCCAGGCAUUUGCCACAGGAGUUGGUAGAGACCAAAAACGGAGCUAAAAGAAACAUAAAUAUUGGACUCACAUUCACAGGGUGGACACAGACAUGACUCCAAAUGAAUGAUAUUAUUGCUCUGUAUCUAUUGGAUGUGUAAAUAGACAACUUUAAGCUAACACAUUAGCCUUAUGUGGUGAUAAUAUGUCAGUGUUGUCUUGAAAACUUUUGCCCCCAAGUAGUCAAAAACAGUUCUUCAGUUAUUGCAUGCUUAAUGUGAAAAUACGUAGGCUGGGUACAAUAGUGACAAUACAUUAUUUUGAGAAAUUGAAUCUUGUUUUUCUACAAAAUACUUUUUCCAUUUACCAAAAGCCAAAGCAAUGACUUGUCUAAACACUGUCUAAACGCAGUGUAAAUUUAAUGUGAAUUUAAUGCUUAAUGUAAAUUUAUGUAAAUCAAGAACUGUCUGAUCAAAGAAAAGGUAAACAAGCUUGUAACUCAGAUCAGGUUUUUGAUACCAGCUGACAUUUUUGCCACUGAGAUUUGAUACCCAGCCCUAAAAAAUGAGACAGCCAAGAGUCUGAUGUGGUGCAUGAGACGAGCCAGUGUAAGAGAUUUAUUAAAGCAAGGACAGAGGAGGAGGUCAGGCGGACGAACAUGAUGUUACUGCAUUACCGCCUCUCCACAUUAGUACAGUGUAUUCUUUAUACAUUCCACCCUGAAACAGGUCAUUAGUAUUGAGGAUACUGAGCUUUCCAGCAGCCCAGCCCCUCAUCUCUGCCUCUCUUUAUCUCUCUCCUCGUCUACCAUCUCUGCCGUGGCCUGAGUUCUGCAUGCCUGUCUGUCUGUCAGUGUGUGUGUGUGUGUGUGUGUGUGUGUGUGUGUGUGUGUGUGUGUGUGUAUAUGAAUGAGACCUCUCUGUCUUGGCUGCCGUACCCAUCCAGCCGUGUCCUCGCUCUGCAUCUCCUCUGGUGUUUCACUAAACAUGCUUGAUUAGGCAAAGUACAUUCCCGGCCCUCUAAUGGCCUGAUGAGCCCCUGAGAAGAUUACUACAGACACAUCAGCCCUGAGAGGGAGGUGCACGUUCAACCAGCUCUUUACCCCUCCGCUAACCAACAGCCACACACACACGCGCGCACACACAUACACGUACACAUGCAUGCAUGCAUACACACAAUCUCUGCAGGGCCCUUUAACCAAAUGCGGGAUGCAAUUGAAUUAAAAUCAGAAAUAGACCUCACGCUUGAAAUAGGCCAACAAUGACUGGUUCUGGGAAAGGUACCGUACAUGAUGUUAUCUUACUGACUGCAUAAUUCGAUUACCUUAGUUCAACAUUUUGGGGCAGCUAAAGAACUCAGAUGUAACCUCAUGAAGGUCAGUCUGUUUAUUAAAGCCAUCAUCCUCCCUCUUUUUUACAUACUUCAUGUCAUUCCCACUCCUCCUCUCACUACAGCUGCACUAUCUCUCUGCACACACACACACACACACACACACACACUCAAGUAAUAUCUCUACCCAGGCUGUGCUUUCGUCCUCUUUGUCACUAUUAAAAGGUUAGCUAGUUAAUUUAAUGAGUUGGUGACAGAAACAGGAAUCAAAAAAAUUUACAAAAUCCUGCUUUAUUUCAUAUCCAAUCCUUAAUGUGUUACAAUUUUGUUGGACAUUCUCAAAGCCUGUCAUACGGUAAAUUGCUUUUUUUUCCUUAGAAAUUAUUGUUUGCCUUUUUUUUUGUAGCACAUAUUGCCUCCAGUUCUACACACACACACACACACACACACAACACACACACACACACACACACACACACACACGCUCCCUCUUUAUCUCUUCAGUGCACAUAUUGUCAUAAACACACUUGAAAUUCCCACCCAGCCCUCAUGACCCAGUCUGUCUGUGUAUGUCAUUAUUUAUCAGGUUGUGUUUGAGUCUGAAGAGACCAUGCCUUUCUGUUUUGGGGUUGUUUAUGCCAUGUGGCCCAGUGAUGAGAUGCCCCCCAGCCAAUAACUGCCAUCUUGCCCUGCAGUGCUCCUGUACUGUACUGUCUGUGCUCUGUGCCCUAGAAAGAGUCCAGAAACGGAGGCUAACUUGUAUUAAAUCCACCAUCACAGUGAGGAGCAGUGACAUGAACCUGCUCCCUUCCAAGCCAAUACAUAGGAGAGGAAAAAGCACAAAAAGGCGAAAACAAAAUCAACAUUUGCAUUUUUGUAAAAUUGUAGAUGUAUUUAGUCAGCACUGAUCAUUUUUGUCAAGUUUGUUUUUUCUAUCGUUUGUUUCUGUGGUAGAUAUUUGGUUUGAAAUUAUAUGGGAUAUUAUUGUAUAUGAUUUCAAUUUCAAUUCUCUGGUGUGCCGGAUUUGAUGACGACAAUGAAGACGAACUUGAUGACUAUCAUUAUUGUUAUUAUAUUGACAGUGACAGUGGAUUAGUGCUAUGAUCAGCACUGAGCUAUUGUGUCCUGUUUGGAUGCUGAAUCUGAAAGGAGGAAGAAGAGGAGUGAAUGAACUCAUACAGACUGGGGUUCAAAAAGAGACUUCUCUCCUGUAGAGUGGAGUCUCCUGCUACUGUGAAGGACCCGCCGUCCUGUGGCUCUCACCAGAGGCUGGCCCCCACCAUCGCCCCGGGUACCUCGGGGCACAGUGUCAUCAGAUGACAACACAUGUUCCUACUACGUGUACAUAACCUUGAUGCUUACAUGUAAUUAAAGUGCAGUAGCUGCAUGACGACACAGCCUCUGUGUGUGUACAGAAGUAGCGACGUGUGAAUUUGUACAGUACAUGCAAGUGUGUGUGCUUGUGUCCGCAAAGAAAUCUGUUUGUCGUCACGCAAAAAGCAACACGUGCAUGCACCUUCCAACAACUGCACAGAACACACACAUAUUAAACACAAACACACAUACACAAACACACCCAAGCAGUUGUUCACCAUUCUCCACAUUGUCCUGAGCUCUGCCUGUCACUCCGCAUGGAGACUUUGCUCUAUGUCAACUUUCUUAUUCUAAUAAACCACUCAGACAUUGA
Seriola aureovittata is the source of this 8985-nucleotide messenger RNA. RefSeq names its product sema domain, transmembrane domain (TM), and cytoplasmic domain, (semaphorin) 6Bb (gene sema6bb). Gene Ontology annotation, molecular function: semaphorin receptor binding; chemorepellent activity. The coding region runs from base 889 to 3501 and encodes 870 amino acids. The transcript is spliced from 17 exons. Lineage: Eukaryota; Metazoa; Chordata; Actinopteri; Carangiformes; Carangidae. Gene Ontology annotation, biological process: neural crest cell migration; negative chemotaxis; negative regulation of axon extension involved in axon guidance. The record is from RefSeq and is a predicted model, not a curated record.